AUGAUUACUAGUCAGUGUCAAAAUCAGCUCAUAAGUGGGCUCAAACAUACCCAAUCUUCAUCACAUCAACAAAUUCGUCAUUUCUCAAGAAGAAGAAUUGCAUACCCUUUUUAUAAAGCUCCAAAACAAGGUCGUCAAGGUAAAUAUGAACAUAAAACUCAAUUAAGAUUCCAAAUGGAAUGCUUUUUGGGGAAACCAAAUUAUAAAGGUGAAUAUCUUGAUAAUAAAUAUUUCAAACCAAGUCAAAAUCAUAAACCAAAAUAUAUCUUACCUGUUAGAGAAAGAGGUAAUCCAUUAAUUGAUUUUGAAACUGGUAAAGUUAAAGAUCAUAAAGGUAAUUUAAAAGAUGAUGUUAUACCACCAACUGCUAAUUAUCAUGAUUCUUUACAUCCUUUCCCUCAUAAUAAGAAUUGUAAAACAAAUUUCAUACUUUCUCAUCAAGAUAGAUCAUAUAUUUAUCAAAAAAUUACAAAAGAUAAUGUACCAACUCAACAAUUAGCUGUACAAAUGGGUAUUAAAAUCCCAAGAUUAGAAGCUGUUGUUAAAUUAAAAGAAAUUGAAGAAAGAUGGAAUAAAAAAAAUUUGGUAACACAAGAACUUAAAAAUAUGUCCAAUACAAUGUAUAAAAUGUUCCCAUUAUUCAAUUCAAAUCAACAUGCAGAAAAUUUAACUGAAAUUCCAGUUCCUGAAAGAACUUUAACUUCAAGAUUCUUAACAGUUGCAGAAAAUGAACCAUUUGGUCCAAUUGAAGCUUCAAAAAUUUAUAGAUUACCAUUAGCAACUGAUUUAUUAAAAAAUUUAGAUCAUGAUGAAUCAACACCAUCACCAAAACAACAACAUUACCAAAAACAACAUGAACCUAAAAUCCUUAGAACAAAAUCAACAAAACGUGGUCGUUCAGUUUUUGAAUUUAAACAAGCUAAAGUUGGUCAAGUUGGGUUCCGUUAUGGUACUGUAUUAAGAGAUAAUAAGAAGGAUAGAAGAGUUGAUUAUGAUGAAUCUGGUAAAAUGAUUUAUGCCUUACCAGAAUCAGGUUAA
This is a messenger RNA of Hansenula ciferrii, 1038 nucleotides long. RefSeq names its product mitochondrial 37S ribosomal protein mS45 (gene MRPS35). The transcript has 2 exons. The coding region runs from base 1 to 1038 and encodes 345 amino acids. Gene Ontology annotation, molecular function: structural constituent of ribosome. Gene Ontology annotation, biological process: mitochondrial translation. The record is from RefSeq and is a predicted model, not a curated record. Gene Ontology annotation, cellular component: mitochondrial small ribosomal subunit. NCBI's taxonomy places the organism in Eukaryota, Fungi, Ascomycota, Saccharomycetes, Phaffomycetales, Wickerhamomycetaceae.